This is a messenger RNA of Camellia sinensis, 1851 nucleotides long. Lineage: Eukaryota; Viridiplantae; Streptophyta; Magnoliopsida; Ericales; Theaceae. The record is from RefSeq and is a predicted model, not a curated record.
AUGUUGGUGAUGAGUUCUAACUUUGCACCGGCGCCAAACGAAAAUCAAACUGGCGGUGGAGUUAUUCCCGCCGGAACGCAAAAUCAAAUCCAAGGAGAAGUAGGUCCCAAUCAGCCUAUGACUCAUGGCAACACGGCCACAGUAACACAUACUCAAACCACAGUAGGCGGCAGCAGUUUGCCCAUACCCGGGCUCCAUGGCGUGCCAAGCCAAGAUCCAGUGGUGACUAAGGGAGUUUCUGGUGUAAUGAAUGGUGCUCCGGCGACUGUUGGUGUCCAGGAAAGCAUAAGGAGCAUGAUGGCGCAAAAGGGGGCUCUGCCCGUACCUAAUCUUGUCACGCCACCAGUAAAUGUUACCCGAGCACCAAGCGGGCCUCCUUUGGUGCCGACAACAAAUCUGCAAGUACAACCCGGUAUAGCGGCGCCGUACGGUGGACUUUACGGGCCUCAAUUCAAUAUCCCAUCACCAACUGGCUUGUCUAUAGGCGCUGAUGGCCAGUAUCGUCAAAUGUCCUCACCAAUGAUGAAUUCGCAGCACCAGAAUGGCCAAGACGCCCCUAGCUCAAUCUUCGGGUUUAUCCCAGCACUGGCAGAGAUCUCUGCGCCUUUCGGCUCUUUGUUAAAAGGAGAUGCUAAGUUCGAGUGGAACCAAGAGCACCAAAAGGCCUUUGAGAGAAUCAAGGCGGCCUUGACCUCGUCUCAGACCAUGAUAGCCCCGCAGCCCGGGGUGCCUCUAAUGUUGUACCUAACUUCAACCCCCAAGUCCAUAGGGGCAUUAUUGGUCCAAGAUGUAGAUGGAGUAGAACGCCCGGUGUAUUACAUCAGUCGGAAGAUUCGAGGGGCAGAAGUCCGAUAUACUCCAGUAGAGAGACAUUGUUUAGCUUUGGUAUUCACUGCCCAAAAGCUCAGACAUUACUUCCUAGCACAUCAGAUUCAGAUUGUUACUAGAAGUGAUCCAAUCCGAUACCUCCUCAGCAAGCCUGCUCUAACCGGGAAGGUAGCAAGAUGUGUAGCCCCCAAGGCGAUCAAAAGCCAAGCCUUAGCUGAUCUCCUUGCCCAAUUUCCGAGUGGUGACUAUGAACCAGUGAAUGAAGAAUUAAGAGGAGAGGUGCACGCAGCUAUGGCUUCCGAGGAAAGCUUCUGGACAUUGAGCUUUGACGGAGCAGCAGCCGGAGGGAAGGGAGGAACCGGGAUAGUCCUUACAAGCAAAAGUGGGGAAAAGUUAUAUUUGUCUUAUAAACUGGAUUUUCAUUGUUCGAAUAACGAAGCCGAGUAUGAGACUCUUAUUUUAGGCUUGAUAGCAGCUGAGAAGCACAGUAUCAAGAAGAUUCGGAUUCGGGGGGACUCAAAGUUGAUAGUGAAGCAAGUUUCAGGACAGUUCGUCUUAAAGGAGCCUGCCUUGGCCACAUAUCGAACAACAGUCCGAAGGCUUCUUGACAAAUUUCAGAAGGUUGAAAUAGAGCAUGUGCCUCGUUCCGAUAACAAGUUUUCAGAUGCCCUCGCUACAUUAGGGGCAGGAGUUGAUAUCCCAGAGGAGGAGGCGACAAUUAUUAUCAAGAAGAGAACAGAGCCUUCGAUAAUACCUGAAGACAAAGGCCUUCUGGAGGGCUGGAGAGGAGAAGUCCUCGAACAACUCAGAAGCAAAGUUGGAAAAUUGACUAUGGCUAAGCUUGCCCAAUUCAUAAUUAUUCAAGGUGAACUUUACUUCCGAGAAGGUACCGGAUUCCUAGCUCGGUGUGUUGGCCAACAAGAAGCAAGUUUCCGACUACAACAGAUUCAUGAAAAAUCCUGCGGGGAUGGGGAUAUCAGUCUGUACAAAAAGAUCCAAAGACAUGGCUAUGAUGGUAUAUGA